This is a messenger RNA of Elgaria multicarinata webbii, 4248 nucleotides long. RefSeq names its product ubiquitin specific peptidase 11 (gene USP11). Gene Ontology annotation, biological process: protein deubiquitination. The record is from RefSeq and is a predicted model, not a curated record. The coding region runs from base 1 to 2931 and encodes 976 amino acids. Gene Ontology annotation, cellular component: nucleus. Gene Ontology annotation, molecular function: cysteine-type deubiquitinase activity. NCBI's taxonomy places the organism in Eukaryota, Metazoa, Chordata, Lepidosauria, Squamata, Anguidae. The transcript has 21 exons.
AUGGCGGCGGAGCGGGGGCUGCCGGGGCUGGAGGCCCAGAGGCGGCAGGUAGAGGGGGAGGGGCCCUGCCAGCUUGGGCUGGAGCGGCCGCUGCGAGCGGGAGAGAAGUGGUAUCUGCUGGAGAAUCACUGGUACAAGCAGUGGAAAGCCUACGUGGAAUCUGGAGACCAGAACUCGAGCUCUUUCCCCGGACGGAUCAACAAUGCCGAGCUCUUUGAAGAUUUGGAGUCGUACCAGUUGAAAGAUCGGCUGGUGGAGCAUGAGGAAUACAUUCUGGUGCCGGAGGAGGUGUGGGAGAAGCUGGUGAGCUGGUAUGGCAUUGAGCACGACCAGCCGGCCAUUGAGCGCAAGGUCGUGGAGCUUCCGAGCAUGCAGAAGGUGGAGGUUUACCUGGUGGAACUGUACCUCUGCCAGCACAACGACAUGGAUAACCAUGUCGUGGCUCAGUUCAGCCGCAUGGACUUGAUUGACACAGUGCUGAAGGAAGCGCGGCGACAGUUUUCCGUUCCGACCGAAGAUGAGACCAGGCUCUGGGUGAAAAACGCCGACGGCUCCUGUGAGAGGCUGCGGAACUUGCAGAUGACGGUGCUGGACGCCUGCCUCAGUUCAGGGCAGGUGGUGAUAAUGGAGACCCGGAGUAAAGAUGGCACCUGGCCCAGCUCUAGACCACAUACCAUGAAGAAUUCCGUCGACGAUGAGGAACUGUACCAGGGCCAGCCCGGGGUUUGUGGCCUUACCAACCUGGGCAAUACCUGCUUCAUGAACUCGGCUUUGCAGUGUCUCAGCAACGUGCCCCCUCUGACCGAGUACUUCCUCAACAAUCGCUACCUGGACGAGCUUAACUUCAGCAACCCCCUGGGCAUGAAGGGCGAAAUUGCCGAGGCGUACGCUGACCUCAUCAAGCAGCAGUGGUCUGGCCACCACCGCUCCAUCGUGCCCCGCAUGUUCAAGACCAAAGUGGGCCAUUUUGCCUCCCAGUUCCUGGGCUACCAGCAGCAUGACUCUCAGGAGCUUCUGUCUUUCCUGCUGGAUGGGCUGCAUGAGGACCUCAACCGGGUCAAGAAGAAGGAGUACAUAGAGCUGAAGGAUGCAGCAGGGCGGCCGGAUGAGGAGGUAGCAGAUGAAGCCUGGCACAACCACAAACGCCGCAACAACUCCAUCAUUGUCGACAUCUUCCACGGGCUCUUCAAGUCGACGCUGGUGUGCCCCGAAUGUGGCAAGGUUUCCGUGACCUUUGACCCCUUCUGCUACCUCAGUGCCCCCCUGCCCAUCAGCAAGGAGCGGGUGAUGGAGGUUUUCUUUGUGUCCAUGGACCCCUGCAAGAAACCCGAACAGCAUAGACUGAUUGUCCCCAAAGCUGGGAAAGUGCUGGACCUCUGCCGCACCCUGUCCAGGCACACGGGGGUGCCUCCCGAACGGAUGAUGGUGGCGGAUGUGUUCAGCCACCGCUUCUACAAGAUCUACCAGAUGGAAGAAUCCCUCAGUUGCAUCUUGGAUCGGGAUGACAUCUUCAUAUACGAGGUGUCUGUGUCCACGCUGGAAGACCCGGCCACAGCAGACGCCGUGGUGCUGCCCGUGUACCUUCGGGAGCGCACCCAGGGCCGGGAGUACAGUGACACCUACUACGGGGUGGUGCUCUUUGGCCACCCGCUCCUGGUGUCGGUGCCGCGGGACCAGCUCUCCUGGGACGCCCUCUACCAGCUCCUGCUGCAUCGGCUCUCCCGCUACGUGACACGGCCAGACUCCGAGGAAGAGGAGGAUCCAAGCGAGGAGGAGGACGAGGAGGAGGAGGACCUCUACAAUAAGAGGCCCAACGGGCUGAGUGAAGGUGAGUACAUGAGAGCAUUAGACGAACUUUGCCGAAUCUGGCCAAGGGAGGAGGAGGAGGAGGAGGAGGAGGAAGAAACGACGCCGGCAGAAGCCUCCACCAGCCAGGAGCCCAGCAAAGAGGUGGAGGAGAACCCCUCAGACGCAUCGGCGGGAGAGGACGGGGCUGGGGUGGAGGGCAGGCCCAGCCCCAACCCCUCUCCCCCCCGGCCAGCCCAACCUCCCCGGACUCCCUGUUCCAGCCCCAGCCCCCCCACAGCCAACCAGGCCAAGCGCAAAUGCUGCCUGCCCCAGAAACGGCGGAAACUGCUCUUCACCCUCCAGCCUGUCAAUUCGAAUGGUACCAGUGAUCGGAUGGCUGGCCAGGACGAGGGCAGCACUGUCUCCUUCAACUCCCAACCGUACGUUGCCAUGGAUUGGGACUCUGAAAUGAAGAAGCUGUACUACAAUGAGGCAGAGGCUGAGGGAUAUGUCAAACACGACUGCAUGGGCUACACACUGAAGAAAAAUCCAGUCAGGCUACAGGAGUGCAUCGAGCUGUUCACCACUGUGGAGACGCUGGAGGAGGAGAACCCCUGGUAUUGCCCCACCUGCAAAAAGCACCAGUUGGCCACCAAGAAGCUGGACUUAUGGUCCUUGCCGGAGAUCCUGAUCAUUCACCUCAAGCGCUUCUCAUAUACCAAGUUCUCCCGGGAGAAACUCGACACCCUUGUGGAGUUCCCUAUUCGGGACCUCGAUUUCUCGGACGUUAUCAUCAAGCCAUGGAAAGGCACUGACCCCAUGCUGUACAAAUACGACCUCAUUGCUGUGUCCAACCAUUAUGGUGGCCUACGAGAUGGGCACUACACUACGUUUGCCCGGAACAAGGACAGCGGGACGUGGUUCUAUUUUGACGACAGCAGUGUGUCUGCGGUGUCAAAGGCCCAGAUUGAGUCUAAAGCGGCUUAUGUCCUGUUCUACCAGCGCCAAGACAAAAUCCGGCACCCCGUUCCCCCCGCUGCGUCCACAAGCACAGCUAGUAGCACAGAUCAGGAGGACUAUGGGGCCUGCUGCGAUUCCCAUCCCAGAGACCAAGCGAGUCGGGACUUCAUGGACGUGGACUGACCGUGACCCUACCUGCCCUUCUCCAUUCGUGGCAGGAGAAGGCGGGAGGGACGGAGGAUGAGAGCCACGCAUCUUCCUUUCCUCAGACUGAAGCUGGCGGUUGGAUUCUCUGCAGUGGCCGUGGCGGUUUUCUCAGGCCUUCGAGUAGGGUUAGGGCAGGGACAGCGGACUCGAGAGAUAUCUGGGCCCCUGCCGUGCAGGGCCCCUUGCUUGCACGGAGCUUUCCCACUCUGAAAUGAAAAGCUUGGGUCUUACCCCCCACCCCUUCCCACACGGCCAGUGUCUUGCACCAGUGUUUUCCAAGAUACAAAGGUGACGGGGUGUGUGUGUGUGUUCUUCUUUCCUCUCCCGAAAGCGAGGAGCCAUUCUCAGGACCAGACCUCCCGUGUGGAGGUGGGAUUGCUCGGCGCAUCAUUCCCGCUGAGCCCUGGCAUGUGCUGCCCACUUCCCCCUCUGGCAUCAGGGUCGCUGGCCUUGUUCUGCUGCUCUCGAUUUCAAACUCUUGCCUCUAGUUAGCUACAGCUGGCUCCUGUCCUUGGGAGGACUUUACAAAAGGUAUUCAUUGCUCCUCUGUGGUCUACAGCCAACUCAAUACUUUCCCCACACCUUGGUCAUUGUAUGGGGCUAGGUAGCUGGCCCCCUCUCUCCCUCCACCUACCUCCCAAGUGCCUCCUCCUCUCAGCUCCUUCUGCCCCACCCCCAAAGCAAUAACUGCAAUAUCAUCCCACGGCGACUAUCUGCUCUCACAGGCAACAGUCCCCGGCAUUCUGAGCACGCAUGCUCUCUCGUGUGUGUGUGUGUGUGUAUGUGUAGAACAGAUUCCUGCUCCUCAGAUUCCUCACUGGCGAUGGUGUUCGCCAACGUGCUGCUUCCGAGUCUCGCAUCAAAGCCUGGGUUGGGGGAACUGAGUGACUUUCUGCCUGUGCUGUCUUACGGAGCAAGGGGGGGGGAACCUCUCCACCAUGACCAGCUCUGGGGGGUUUCUUCUCGACGGCCCCAGUCCCUGAGGCUGGGGUGUGGCAGGCAUCCUCCUUGCCCCAGGGAAGUAUUGGAGUUCUUCCCCUCUGCCGAGUGUCUCUGCUGCCAUCGCUGCUACUGCUGCUUCCAGGCUCAGGGAUUGCGCUAAUCUGUAAAUAGGUUUCUGCGUGCAAUGUGGCGGGGGGGGAGGGGGGGAUACCAACGGAGGCAGUGUUGACCAAGCACGGGACACUCGCAGCCUGCAGAAGCACAUAGUGUAUUUUCUUACUUAAAGAGGUUGGGAAGAAAAUUCUUUCACUUGACUCUAGGGGCUUUUUUUUCUUUUGAAGUGUUUUUUUU